Camellia sinensis is the source of this 1940-nucleotide messenger RNA. Its product is annotated as Leucine-rich repeat (LRR) family protein. Lineage: Eukaryota; Viridiplantae; Streptophyta; Magnoliopsida; Ericales; Theaceae. Gene Ontology annotation, molecular function: protein binding. The record is from RefSeq and is a predicted model, not a curated record.
UCUAUCAUCUAAAACCUCUCCCCCACUCUCGUAUGGUGAUCUCUUCUCACCCGUUCCUCCACCAUGCGGUUUCUCUCUCUCCUCCUCCUCCUCUCUCUCGUCUCCUCCGCCCUCUCUCAACCCCCCAGAAGUACACUGAUUGAUUGCGGCGCCACCGUCCCCACGGUGAUCAACGGCAGCAAAUGGCUUCCCGACGCCGGUUUCAUCUCCGCCGGAACCCCCAAAAACCUAAGCACUGCCGUUCUCCUGCCAAUCUUGUCCACCGUCCGAUCGUUUCCUCUCAGAGGCAAUCUUCGCCGGAAAUUCUGCUAUGACGUGCCGGCGUACCGCACCGGGAAGUACCUAAUCAGGACCACGUACUUCUACGGCGGAAUCAACGGCAACAAUUCGCCCCCCGUGUUUGAUCAGAUUGUGGAUGGAACUUUCUGGAGCUUGGUGAACACUACAGAUGAUUUUUUGCAGGGGUUGUCUUCGUAUUACGAGGGGGUUUUCGUUGCUACAGGGAAGUCAAUAAGUGUUUGUAUUGCUGCUAAUACGUACACCGAUUCGGACCCGUUUAUAUCGGCUUUAGAGCUUGUGCUUUUGGCCAAUUCGCUGUACAAUUCGACAAAUUUUGGCACAUAUGGUUUGAGAUUGGUUGCAAGGCACAGUUUUGGGUAUAAUGGAUCGAUCAUUGGAUAUCCUGAUGAUUUAUUUGAUCGUUAUUGGGAGCCAUUUGGAGAAAAUAAUCCUACCAUGGCAAGUGGCAGAGACGUUUCUGUUUCUGGUUUUUGGAAUCUCCCCCCUUUGAAGAUAUUUGAGACAAAGUUGACAACUUCUCAACCAGUACCUUUGGAGUUCAAGUGGCCUCCAACAUCUCUUCCAAACUCGUCAUACUACAUUGCUCUUUACUUUGCGGAUGAUCGCAAUUCAUCUUCUAGGGUUUUCAAUAUAAGCAUAAAUGGCAUAAUUUAUUACCAAGAUCUGAAUGUGACUUCAGCAGGCGUUGUGGUUUUUGCAAACCAGUGGCCUCUUAUUGGCCUUACAAAGAUAACUCUGAAUCCUGCUGCCGGGUCAAGCAUCGGUCCAUUGAUUAAUGCGGGAGAGGUUUUCGAAGAGCUGAUCCUUGGUGGAAAAACUCUUACACGAGAUGUAAUUGCUUUGGAACAAGUGAAGCAGAGUUUCCAGAACCCUCCAACUGAUUGGAAUGGUGAUCCUUGUUUACCAAGUCAGUACUCAUGGACUGGAGUUACAUGUUCCGGAGGACCCCGGAUUCGUGUAGUUGCCUUAAACCUUACAAGCAUGGGUCUUUCAGGAUCACUCUCACCUAAUCUUGGCAAUCUAACUGCAUUGUCUGACAUCUGGCUUGGAAACAACAGCUUGUCAGGAACUGUACCUGAUUUCAGUCCGUUAAAGAGAUUAGAGAGAUUACAUUUGGAAGACAAUCAGCUUAGUGGAGAGAUUCCCCCAUCACUUGGAAACAUUAACAGCUUGCGUGAACUUUUCUUGCAAGGUAAUAAUCUAACUGGUCAAGUGCCAAGCAACCUUAUAAAAGCUGGGUUGAACCUUAAGACUUCUCCUGGGAAUCAGUUUUUGUCACCACCGCCUUCUUGAGUUAAUAGUCUAUGCAUCUGAAGGUACACGCCUCAUGGCUGGAUCAAUGGGAAAUUUUACAUGUUUGUGUUUCUUGUAUACCCGAAAUUGCAUACUCAAAAUGGCUGUCCAUGUAUAGUUCCAUUCUUUCCUCAUUACAUGAAAUUGUAGUGUAUUCUCAAGUUGUAUGCCAAAUGUUGUCCAUAUACAGUCAUUUUUUAAAUUUUUUUUCUCUGUUUGAGAAAUGUAUUUGUAAUUUCUAUACGUGUGAGAUAGUAUGUUUUGAUUUUGUUCCUUGUGGCUUCAUUAUUUAUUACAUAUGGUAUCAAAUAUUAGAAGCGUGAAAUAGCUUCUUUCUUCUGUUGGCA